CAUACCCUCGAUUUGAAUGACACACAACACAAGAAAGGACAAUACCAACCAUGGCUAGAGCUUUCACUUGUUCUUUCCUUUUGAUCUCUUCUCUUUUAGUGGCUUCUUGGUUUAGUGCCAUUGAAGCACAGACCAAACCUCCGAUAAAGAAUGGUCUUUCAUGGACAUUCUACCAGAAUAGCUGUCCUAAAGUUGAAUCGAUUAUUAGAAAGGAGCUCGAGAAAGUUUUCAAGAAAGAUAUUGGCCAAGCUGCUGGCUUGCUUCGUCUUCACUUCCAUGACUGCUUUGUUAAGGGAUGCGACGGGUCGGUAUUGCUUGAUGGAUCAGCAGGUGGGCCAAGCGAAAAGUCUGAACUUCCCAAUUUGACCUUAAGAAAAGAGGCAUUUAAAAUCGUCAAUAGACUCCGCGAGCUUGUUCACGAGGAAUGUGGCCGUGUCGUCUCUUGCUCUGAUAUUGUCGCUAUUGCUGCUCGCGAUUCCGUUGUCUUGACUGGUGGUCCUAAAUAUGAUGUCCCCUUGGGAAGGCGAGAUGGAGUAGUAUUUGCUGAAGUGAAUCAAACAUUUACAGACCUUGUUGGACCUGACGCUAACACUACUACAAUUCUUACUAAGCUUGCAAGAAAGAACUUAGAUGCCACCGAUGCGGUGGCUCUCUCCGGUGGCCAUACCAUUGGCAUUGGUCACUGCACAUCUUUCACUGACCGUCUUUACCCACAAGAUCCUACAAUGGACAAGACCUUCGCUAAUAAUCUCAAACGAACAUGUCCCAAAAAAGAUACUGAUAAUACUACUUUCUUGGACAUCAGGUCUCCUAACAAAUUUGAUAACAAGUACUUCGUUGAUCUGAUGAAUCGCCAAGGUUUAUUUACUUCGGAUCAAGAUUUGUACACAGAUAAAAGGACAAGAGAUAUUGUUAAAAGCUUUGCUGUUAAUGAAUCUUUGUUCUUUGAGAAAUUUAUUAUUGGGAUGAUCAAGAUGGGGCAGCUGGAUGUUGUGACAGGCAAACAAGGAGAAAUUCGAGCUAAUUGCUCUGUCAGGAACUCUGAUAACAAGUAUUUGGUGUCUGUGACAGAGGAAGAUUUCGGUUCAUCAGCUGAAAUGAGAUAAAAUUCGACUUCAGGGAUGCAGUUUGUUGGGUUUGAUCAGAUUUUGUUGGGUUUUUUAAGAGUGUUGCUUUGUUGUUAAUAAUAAUAAUAAAGGAGUUGGCUUUGUUAAAUAAUCAAUUUUCAAUGACUAAUUAAUUGAAAGUUUUGAGCUAUCUAACAGAAA
Jatropha curcas is the source of this 1268-nucleotide messenger RNA. Its product is annotated as peroxidase 12. Gene Ontology annotation, biological process: response to oxidative stress; hydrogen peroxide catabolic process. Gene Ontology annotation, molecular function: peroxidase activity; heme binding. The record is from RefSeq and is a predicted model, not a curated record. NCBI's taxonomy places the organism in Eukaryota, Viridiplantae, Streptophyta, Magnoliopsida, Malpighiales, Euphorbiaceae.